Molecule: messenger RNA, 953 nt
Organism: Polyodon spathula (Mississippi paddlefish)
Lineage: Eukaryota; Metazoa; Chordata; Actinopteri; Acipenseriformes; Polyodontidae
Product: protein phosphatase 1K, mitochondrial-like
Exons: 4
Biological process (GO): protein dephosphorylation
Molecular function (GO): protein serine/threonine phosphatase activity
Source: RefSeq, a predicted model, not a curated record
UUCCGAAAUCUUUUGCAAUGUCCUAUUUUUCUGGUUCUCUUUGCUGACAUUUCUUUUCUUCCUUUAGAUGUUGUGCUCUCUGCUGGAACGACCGCGACCGUUGCCUUGCUGCGCAAUAAGACUGAGCUUGUGGUUGCAAGUGUUGGAGACAGUCCAGCUGUCCUCUGUCGUGAGGGAAAAGCAGAACCCUUAACUGAAGAUCAUAGCCCAAGACGAAAAGAUGAAAGGCAAAGGGUUCAGCAGUGUGGUGGUUUCAUUGAAUGGAACAGUGCUGGUGAGCCUUAUGUCAACGGAAGGCUGGCUAUGACUCGGAGUAUUGGUGAUCUCCAUGUUAAACCUUACGGAGUGUCGGCAGAGCCUGAAGUUACUACAGUAAAGUUGCAACAUACCAAAGAUUGCUUCUUGGUCUUAACAACUGAUGGAGUUAGUGGGUUCAUGGAAGGACAAGAAAUGUGUGACCUUGUGAAGAAGUGUCAGGAUCCAUCUGAAGCUGCUCUUAUUGUUACUGAUCAAGCACUGCAGUAUGGAUCGCAAGAUAAUGUAACUACGAUGGUAGUACCAUUUGGCGCAUGGGGAAAAUACAAGAAUGCCUUGACAUCCUCAAGCUUUGGAAGAAUCAUGGUGGCUAGCGGGAGGUGGAGUUAACUGGAAAUGCAGUAUUAUGAUUGGUCUGUCGAGCCAUGGCUGUUAUAUAUGUCUCCUGUACUGUUGUCAAGUCAGAUUUCUUUGUUACUGUGAAAUGUAAUUUUUUACUGUGCCCAAAGGAUAUAUAAUUCUUUUUUCUGCAAACUACAUCUGGUGUCUGCAUUUUUGUUAUGAAAGUUUACAGAUUUGUGCUACAGUGGGGUGGGGGGGCUGAUGAAUGUUUUUUAAUUCAUUGUAUAUCUGUAAAUUAUGUACCAUAAAUGUUUGUAAAGAAAAAAAAAAUAUUUAAAGAUGCAUUGUAAAAUGUA